Molecule: messenger RNA, 673 nt
Organism: Seminavis robusta
Lineage: Eukaryota; Bacillariophyta; Bacillariophyceae; Naviculales; Naviculaceae
Source: the annotation of a GenBank genome assembly
AAAAUCAAGAACAAAAACGAUAACAAGCAAAAGCAACCCAAGCAUCCAAAAACAACCAAAAAGAAAAAGAAAACCCAAUCAAGAUGAAUUCAUUCCGUCCUGUCAUCCAACGUGCAACCAUUGCUGCCAUGCGAAGGGCUCAAUCCACUGCCGCGGGACCUGCGCAAGGAGUGCACAAUCUGUCUCCGCAAAGUGCUGUCCCACCUCAGCUGAGGGCCAACUUGGACAAGGGAUUCAAGGCCAACUGGCUCAGUGAUCCAUCCACAUACCCCAUCAUUGUGAUUAUGGGAUGUGCUUUGACUUUCAUGACAGGAAUGGGCUUGCACGCCUUGACAUACUACAAGGAUCUCCGCAUUUCUCCAUCUGCGAAGCACACAGAAAUGCAGACAUGGGGAAGUGAAAAGGUCACCCCUGUUGUAGCAGUGGUUGGUACAAGAAACCCCUACUAUGCUGUUGCAUACCAUGAAGGACUUGGUGUGGACCAUGAGGAAUGGUUGAAGCAGAAGGCUGCUGCUGACCGUUCCCAAUAAGCUUAGGUUGCAUCUUUUCUUGUUGCUUGCUUGACGCGAGAGGAGCUUUUCUGUUGCCACAAUCAACACGAUGAAUAAUAUGAGAAACAUGGAGAAAUGAAUAGGACUAAGAUAACGACACAUAAAUAUAUCAAGAAGAAAAC